This is a messenger RNA of Carassius auratus (goldfish), 2780 nucleotides long. RefSeq names its product RING finger protein 151. Gene Ontology annotation, biological process: regulation of canonical NF-kappaB signal transduction. The coding region runs from base 1578 to 2456 and encodes 292 amino acids. Gene Ontology annotation, cellular component: plasma membrane signaling receptor complex. The transcript is spliced from 7 exons. Lineage: Eukaryota; Metazoa; Chordata; Actinopteri; Cypriniformes; Cyprinidae. Gene Ontology annotation, molecular function: zinc ion binding. The record is from RefSeq and is a predicted model, not a curated record.
UUACCUACACAUUACUAACCCUUACUUGAUUUAUUUCCUACAUACAUCAAAUAUGACCCAGCUUUUGUACAACAAGUAUAGCUUUGACAUCAAGCCAUUUAUUGAUUUGUAUGUAUUUUAUUCAUUUCAAAAUUAAAUCAGACAAUUGCUGUCCUUCAUGCUUCAGAUUCAUAUUUAACCGUCAAGCAGCACACUCUCAUUUUUUGUUUUCUGCUUUUAAUUAUUACUGUACAGGUUUCCCACACCCAGUGAAACCUAAAUAUGUCUAGAAUAUUUAAUUAGCUGGUAAUAAGAAUAAUUUAUGUAAAAUAUAAAUGAAAUAUAUGUCAGUGUGUGGGAACUUUAGUAAUUUUUGUAAUAUAUAGUGCUUGGCUCGGAUAAUAUUUCAUUUUUAUUUCAUUAUCACAUGGGAGUUCAGUAACUGUUUUAACUCUUGCAUGUGCAAAGAUGCAUGUCUGGUCGUGUAGUGCAAGUGUUUUAUAUACCGCUGCAUGUCUGAAAGUGAAGCUGCAAUGCUGCUGUGUGGAAAAUAAUCCAAUCAGAGUGUGGGAAAGCGUAAUCCUGUCUAAUCCCACCACAGCCAUGAAGAACAGAGAUCAGUCCAGACACAGAAACAGCAGCACAAACAAACAUCCUCUCCUUCAGAAAUGUUUUUUUUCACAAUUACACAAUGUUUCCUCAGCUGUGAAUCUGCAACAAAUGACAAUAAAGGUUAAGCUGGAGUGCCACAGUAGAGAAAAGUGUUAUUAUCAAAUUAAAUGCACCAGUCACACGUUGACAUCCAAGAGGAGAUCAGUUGAUUUACUCUCACAUGGCCAGACAGGUGCAAGAACAGUUGCACAGGUCACCUGUUACUUUUUUGAGGAUGUCAUUGAUGGGGUGGCAAACACAAUCGUGCAUUUAUUAUAGAGAUUAACUGAUAAUCUGUUUUAACAAUAUGUUUUUUUUCAGUAUUAAUCAUUAUCUACAUACUUAUAGCUCUGUGGAAAUUAAUUGAUCGUCUCAUGUGGGUAAUUGCUAUACAGUUCAAGUAUAAAUCUCCUUUUGAAAACCCUUUGUCAGUUUAUUUUGCCUAUUGUAAAUAUUGUUGCUAGUGCUGAUAUAAAAAUGAAAAAGCUGUUUUUUUUAGUUUUAAAGUUAAAGUAAAACAUUAAAUACAUAUCAAUUAUAGGAUCCAGAAACAAUUAAUCAGUAUCAGAUAUAAAAAAAUAAAAAAAAUCUGUAAUUUAUUCUCAAAGAUUUUAAAUAUGAGUUUUGUAUUUCUAAACUCUCCAUGUUCAAUUUUACAACAGAACCACCAGAAAUUUUGCUCUUUGAAUUUAGAGUUUUUGUAGGAUAUUUGUCUAGUGUGUGUGUGUGUGUGUGUGUGUAGUGUAUUUGUGUGUGGGGUUGCUAGGUGCUUCAGUCUCAUUUGUUCACAGCAUGAAGAAGAGUUUCCCAGAGGGUUUCCCUAAGGGAUUUCAGCAGUCCAACAGCUGCCACCUGGCUGUUUCUACGGCAACUGAGCAGCCCACCUUCAGCAAGCACACCUGAGAGAAAGAGAGCAGGGGAGACAAGAUACUACAGACGCUGCCAGGAUGGGGUACGAUCUAGAACGUUUUGUAGGCUAUGUGAACGAAGGUCUGCUGUGCUGUGUGUGUCGGGACGUGUUAGAAGAUCCGUUGCAGGCUCCGUGUGAACAUGCCUUCUGCAGCUCCUGUAUUCAUGGAUGGCUCAUCCACCAUAACAACUGUCCAGAGGACCGCUUGCCUUUAGACAUCACACAUCUACGCCCGCUAUUCAGAUACAUGAGGAAUGAUUUAGCAAAGCUGCAGGUGAGGUGUGUGUUUCGGCCACAAGGUUGUGAGGUCAUAUGUGCUCUGGAGUCUCUUCAUCGGCAUGAGGAACAGUGUGAUUACGCUUUGCUGAACUGCAGUAAUGCAGGCUGCCCGGUUCAGGUGUCGAGACGCUCUCUGGAAGCUCAUCUGUGUGUGUGUGAAUACAGCAGUAGAGUCUGUGCAAGCGGCUGUGGAUACACAAUCAUAAACACAGAGGAGGCCCAACAUAACUGUGUGUCGGAAUUACGAGCCGAGCUGGACAUGCUCAGGGCAGAAUUAAACUGCAAAGUUGAAGAGGUGAAGCAUGAAAUGGAAUCUCGCUUGGAUUCCCAAAGACGACACAUGGUGCAGAAGGAGAGUCUGCUGAGGAUUGAAGUGGACGAACUGAAGGGCCAGCUGUCCCGCGUCAUGUCAGAUGUCCGUGUUCUGCUGGGUGCAGAGAGAGCGCGCAGACAAGAGCUGGAGAGGGCGGAGCUUGAGAAGGCAGAGCUUCUUGAACUUUUAAAAAAGGAGGGGCUCAGACCAGCCACGCCCUCUGAAGCAGCACCGCCCCCUGCUGAGGUGCAGAGAAAGCACAGCUCAAGAAGCCUAGCUUUGGACUGCAUCAAAAGGAAGAAUAGAGAGGUGACAGUCAUCUGAGGACACUACAGAACAGUAAGGAAGAGGGAAUGUCACAUUAUGCGAAUAGAAAACCACUACCUGGAACUAAUCAUUUGAAUGAAGUCCCAUUAUUGUUGUUACUCUGGGUAAACUGAAUAAUUGAUAUGAGGAGAUUGGCUAUGUUCUUUGAUUUAAGCAAAUUGUGUAGUAAAAAGGGCCUUUUUACAAAUUUUGUAUGUUUUUAGAGGCUCAUUUUUCCAUUUGAAAGAUCCACAGAGAUGCAUUCUGCUAUAUCCAUUGAUAUUAAAAGAGUUUUUGACAAGGUACAUUGUGUAUUUCUACAUAAAAAUACACUCAAACAUA